This is a messenger RNA of Mus musculus (house mouse), 3155 nucleotides long. RefSeq names its product potassium voltage-gated channel, Isk-related subfamily, member 1 (gene Kcne1). The record is from RefSeq and is marked validated. Lineage: Eukaryota; Metazoa; Chordata; Mammalia; Rodentia; Muridae. Gene Ontology annotation, biological process: cellular response to cAMP; potassium ion export across plasma membrane; cardiac muscle cell action potential involved in contraction. The transcript has 2 exons. Gene Ontology annotation, cellular component: apical plasma membrane; voltage-gated potassium channel complex; membrane. Gene Ontology annotation, molecular function: potassium channel regulator activity; telethonin binding. Bases 202 to 591 code for a protein of 129 amino acids.
AACUUCAGAGCUUGCUCCUGCUGGGAGAGAAAGGCCGGUUCAUACUUGCCUGGGAACUUCAGAGGUGGCGCCAGGGCUGAAGUUCCUCCAGCAACUGACUGCCCACAGCAGAGCCUCGACCAUUUAGCUACCUCUGCACCGUCCAUCCAGGACCAGGCACCCAGAGUUUUGCUCUGCAUCAGGGGAACCUUGACGCCCAGGAUGAGCCUGCCCAAUUCCACGACUGUUCUGCCCUUUCUGGCCAGGCUGUGGCAGGAGACAGCUGAACAGGGCGGCAACGUGUCCGGCCUGGCUCGUAAGUCUCAGCUCCGAGAUGACAGCAAGCUAGAGGCGCUCUACAUCCUCAUGGUGCUGGGCUUCUUCGGCUUCUUCACCCUGGGCAUCAUGCUGAGUUACAUCCGAUCCAAGAAGCUGGAGCACUCCCACGACCCUUUCAACGUGUACAUCGAGUCAGAUGCCUGGCAGGAGAAAGGCAAGGCCGUCUUCCAGGCCCGUGUCCUGGAGAGCUUCAGAGCUUGCUAUGUCAUUGAAAACCAGGCGGCCGUAGAGCAGCCUGCCACACACCUUCCUGAACUGAAGCCAUUGUCGUGAACCCCACACCCUACAGGUGACAAGCGGAUCUUUCUAGUCGCAUGCCUGCCAUAGUCUUUAUUGUAGGGGCACCACUGAGUUUUUGUGAAAGACUGUGAGGGGUGAAUUAAUGACACCAGUUUUCUGAAAUUGCAUUCUUUCUAUAGUAGACAAUCGAUUUAUUCUGCAGCGCCUGUCCUUGUCUUUGUAAAUCUAGCAGGGUCCCAGACAACAUGGCUUCUGAGAACACAAGCUGAGUUUCCCCAAAUCUCUCCACAUUAGCUGUGUCACGUGACUAAGUUCUGAUGGGAGACAUGGGCAUGAUGAGUCCAGUUUGUAAGCAGGUUUUGAAAUGGGAAGUGUGUGCUCUUCAUCCUCCCUGUCCUGGGAAGGUUGUGCUCUCCAUCCUCCCUGUCCUGGAAAGAUUGUGCUCUCUGUCCUCUCUGUCAUGGGAAGGUUGUACUCUCUGUCCUCCCUAUCCUGGGAAGAGUAUGUUCCCUGUCCUCCCUAUCCUGGGAAGAGUGUGCUCUCUGUCUUCCCUGUCCUGGGAAGGUUGUGCUCUCCAUCCUCCCUGUCCUGGAAAGAUUGUGCUCUCUGUCCUCUCUGUCAUGGGAAGGUUGUACUCUCCGUCCUCCCUAUCCUGGGAAGAGUGUGCUCUCUGUCCUCCCUGUCCUGGGAGGGUUGUGCUCUCCAUCCUCCCUAUCCUGGGAAGAGUGUGCUCUCUGUCCUCCCUGUCCUGGGAAGGUUGUGCUCUCUGUCCUCCCUAUCCUGGGAAGGUUGUGCUCUCUGUCCUCCCUGUCCUGGGAGGGUUGUGCUCUCCAUCCUCCCUAUCCUGGGAAGGUUGUGCUCUCCAUCCUCCCUGUCCUGGAAAGAUUGUGCUCUCUGUCCUCUCUGUCAUGGGAAGGUUGUACUCUCCGUCCUCCCUGUCCUGGGAGGGUUGUGCUCUCCAUCCUCCCUAUCCUGGGAAGGUUGUGCUCUCCAUACUCCCUGUCCUGGGAAGAGUGUGCUCCCUGUCCUCCCUGUCCUGGGAAGGUUGUGCUCUCCAUACUCCCUAUCCUGGAAAGGGUGUGCUCUCCAUCCUCCCUGUCCUGGGAAGGGUGUGCUCUCUGUGCUCCCUGUCCCACUUAACAGCACUGACAGACUUGAGGCAGCUUUGAUGGAGGCAGUGACUCACUCUCAGUGGUACUGAGGAGGCAGGAUCCUCAUCUUCCUGUACUGCCCACCUGACCGGUUCAUAAGAAAGAGCCUAUCACCACAGUCCCUGCAGCCACUGCUUAUUUUGGUCUCUGCUAAAGCCAUGGAAUCAAUAUCUAAACAGUGUCACCUCUGUCCUUGUUGUGGUCACAGCCGGGAUUCUGCCCUCUGUCCUCCUGACUCCCACUCCUCCGUUAUUACACACCUUUUCUGCAUUCCUUUUCCAAACACUCCUGACCCCCACGUAUACUCUCCCCCCUCCACUCUUCCCACCCUCAUGUAUACUCCCUCCUGAUGCCCCUUACAGUUCAACCUGGACAGAAAUUGCUUCUUGUAGGGCUGAGACAGAGGAGGAAAAAAAAAUGACUCCUCCAGAAUAGAGACCAUGAACAAGGUGUGCAGUUAUCAUCAGAGGGAAAGUGGCUACCCGCCCACCCCAAAGGGCCCAGAAGAGGUAUGGGUGUGGGCACUGGGAACACAUGGGGCAGGGGUGGCACCUUCCUCGAGGUGUCGGGCCUGGUUUGUCAGAUGAAUUAUGUCCCUAAAGACACACUGAGGCUCCAAGCCCCCGUCCUAGUGAAUGUCGCCUUGUUUGGAAACCAGGUUUCAGUGACCAACUGAAGUGGGUCCUACUCUAUGUAGUAGGACUCGUGACUUUCUAAGAGGGACACACACGGAGAGCACCGUGAGAUGCCAGGACAGAGACUGGAGUGACAAGGACAAAAGCCAAGGAGAGUGGAGGACAGAUGGCCACUGGACUCAAAAAAGGAACAAUUGUUCCUGUGACCGUCCAAGGACAUGAGGCCCUCCCAAGCCCUUGUUUCCAACUCCAGCUUUGAGAACAUGGGACAAUGCCCGCCUGUUGCUUGGGAGACUUUGAUAAAGCAGUCUAGACAGCCAAUGCAGUAUCUGCUGCCCCUCCCCCACUCCCCCCAGCCAGAAGGAACCAUGGGAGUGGAGCGGAGAGGGGGCACCAGAGCUGCAGUUGGCAGCAAAGGCUCCUCAGGCUACGUUCCCUAGGAGCAUGGGGAAUCACUGUCCUGUGGAUCAGCCUUCUCCGGCUGCCUCCUGAAGACACAAGGAUCCUUCGCACCAUGGUACUUUGAAAGCUCACCUGCCAGGCACUCCUGGAGAGUAUGGAACACUCACUGAGACACAAGUUUUGGAAAGCUGAACACCGGGCUUAGCAAGAUGGCCUGGCACAGAGAGGUGACUGCAGUUUGAUCCCCAGAACCCAUGGUGGGUGGAAGGAGAAGACAGACUUCAGAGAAUUGUCCUCCGUUCUCCACAUGAUAUACAGUGUGUACACGCACACAUACCAUACACUAUAAAACAAUAAUAAAGAAGAUUUAAAUACACAAUACAAUCUAAUUAAAAGCAACCCCCACAGC